AUGGGUGGCAUUCCCUGGCAGUCAAAGGGAUGCAAAACAUGCAAAACGCGAAAGAUCAAGGUACAUGACACCAUCUUCCCUGAGCGUCUGGGCCAUAUAGAAGGUGGCGCAACCAGCGUGUGUACGAUGCAUCAAGCGUGGUCUUUCAUGUCCGGGUACGAGCAUGAUCGAACAUUCAUCCACCAUGACCAUGGAAAAGUGCUGGCGCGAUCCAGGGCCAGGAAUGCACAGACUCAAUCGCAUACCGCCAAUUCUAUCCAAUCUGUACUUGUUCCUCAAGCCGUUGAUGCACCUCCAACCGAUCGCGCGCAACUGUUCUCAUCUUUCUUAAGCGCAUAUUUUCCCCUCUAUACUGCAGGCAUCGCUGGAGCUGAUGUAUGGUAUCAUCUAAUUACGGGCUUAUCUACCAUUCCAAAUAAGGGCCCGGUGCUUGAUAAGGCACUUUCGUCGCUUACUUGCGUUGGACUGGGACAGAUAAACCAAGAUCAACGGAUGCUCUACCAAGGGACUCGUCUGUACAAUGCUACGGUGCGACACAUGUCGGACAUGAUAGAGCGCCGACUACCCAACGAGGAGCUUCUCUUUGCCACGGUCAUCUUUCAACGGCUUGAACCUUUGCUUUCUCCCCAUGGCAUCGAGCCAUGGCUUGCCCAUGCUCAGGGGACAAAUAUGUUCUUACGUGAAUGUUAUCAUAACUCAUCGAACAAUCCCUUCAUAGCAUUUGUCCACCAGCAUCAGCAGGUAUUAGGAGUUGCAGAUCCCCUAUCAUCCCCGAAUACCUCAGGCGAUGGACAACAACCACCCGCACAGUCCAAUCGCGAUAGACCGAUAGGUGGUGUCUUUGAGCUAUUCACAGCUUUCAAGCCCAUCCUGCGCGGAAUAAAGCAAUUGGAUGCCUCUAACCAUGAAGCCUGCCAGACACUUCUCCAAGAUUUAGUUUUGCACAAGGACAAAACGAUCGCAUGGUUCGCGGGGGUAGUGUCAUCUCUCGGCGCUGAGCCAACUCGUAUCUCAAACUAUCUAUCGACUUGCGCAAAGCUACCUUUAACCGAUGAGGUAUUUGGCCCUGCCUAUUAUUUUCCCUCACUUGGAAGUGCGAGGCUGCAUGUCGUGUACUGGACGGCUUUGGCUCUCGUCUAUACCAUGAUGUGUCAAGUCAAGGUGCGUGCUAAGGCACACAGUCAAAGCUCAGGCUCCAUGGAUUUGACCACCGAUGAGGACACUAUGCUUUCUUGGGUUUAUGCCGACGAGGUAUGUCGGGGCAUUCCGCAUUGUUUGACAGAUACGGAAAAUAUAUGGGGUGCACAACAUGCCAUGUUCCCUUUGGCCCAAGUCGCCAAUAUUUACAGCAUCCUCAGAUGGCGAGAGAAAUUCAUGUGGUGUCAGCAAGCACUCAGUGCAAUCGAGUCUCUCGGAUUUGGCCUCGCGGUGCCUUUGAGAGAAGCUGCUUUGAAGCAUUGGGCUCUCUUGGAAACCGCAAAUGCGACGCCUUCUUCCACCUGUCUGUUUGAGCGCUAG
Molecule: messenger RNA, 1518 nt
Organism: Penicillium maclennaniae
Lineage: Eukaryota; Fungi; Ascomycota; Eurotiomycetes; Eurotiales; Aspergillaceae
Exons: 4
Coding region: 1-1518 (505 amino acids)
Source: RefSeq, a predicted model, not a curated record